This is a messenger RNA of Hibiscus syriacus, 1635 nucleotides long. RefSeq names its product abscisic acid 8'-hydroxylase 2-like. Lineage: Eukaryota; Viridiplantae; Streptophyta; Magnoliopsida; Malvales; Malvaceae. Gene Ontology annotation, molecular function: oxidoreductase activity, acting on paired donors, with incorporation or reduction of molecular oxygen; iron ion binding; monooxygenase activity. The record is from RefSeq and is a predicted model, not a curated record. Gene Ontology annotation, biological process: sterol metabolic process.
UUCCCAUUUCCCAUUAUUACUACAAUUCUAUUCCCCUCUUUCUUCUUGUUGUUGUCGUUGGUGCUGCUGCUGUUGUUGUCCACUCAUCAAUGGCGCCACCACCUCAAGGGUAAACUUCUUCCUCCUGGUUCAAUGGGUUGGCCUUAUAUUGGCGAGACUCUCAAGCUUUACACUCAGAAUCCAAAUUCCUUCUUUGCCAACAGGCAAAAAAGGUACGGGGAUAUAUUCAAAACUCACAUAUUGGGGUGUCCUUGUGUGAUGAUUUCAAGCCCCGAGGCAGCGAGGAUUGUUCUGGUGACACAGGCUCAUCUUUUCAAGCCGACGUAUCCACCGAGCAAAGAGAAAAUGAUAGGGCCUGAGGCACUAUUCUUUCACCAAGGUGCUUAUCAUUCAAGGUUGAAGAAGUUGGUCCAGGCUUCUCUUUUACCCUCUGCGAUUAGAGGCUCGGUUUCAGAGAUUGAACAGAUUGUUUUCAGAUUUUUACCCACUUGGGAGAACACCACCAUUAACACCUUGCAAGAAAUGAAGAGAUACGCUUUUGAUGUGGCAAUGAUUUCUGCCUUUGGUCAUAAACGAGACAAUGAGAUCAAUGGAAUCAAGCAGCUCUAUCAAUGCCUGGAAAAGGGUUACAAUUCCAUGCCUAUAGAUCUUCCAGGAACUCCUUUCCAUAAAGCAAUGAAGGCUAGGAAGCAGCUGAAUGAGACCCUGAGAAGAUUGAUACAAGAAAGAAGAGAAAAUGAUAAACCAGGAGGCGGGUUACUGGGAAAUCUGUUGGGGGCCAAAAUCCACAAGGUUGAUCAACUCAGUGAUUCCCAGAUUGCUGAUAAUGUUAUUGGAGUUAUCUUUGCUGCUCAUGACACCACUGCAAGCGUUUUAACCUGGGUUUUAAAGUACUUGCAUGACAAUGGAGAUUUACUAGAAGCCGUCACAAGAGAACAAGAAGAUAUUCAACGCAUAAUUGAAGAAAACCGCAGGCUUGCGUGGGAUGAUACAAGGCACAUGCCAUUGACUACCAGGGUGAUUCAAGAGACACUAAGAAGAGCAAGUAUUCUGUCAUUCACGUUCAGAGAAGCAGUGAAAGAUGUUGAGCUUGAAGGCUAUCAUAUCCCAAAAGGUUGGAAAGUUCUUCCUCUCUUCAGAACCAUUCAUCAUUCUGCAGAUUUCUUUCCUCAACCUGAAAAAUUCGACCCUUCAAGAUUCGAGGUGGCACCGAGACCCAACACCUUUAUUCCAUUCGGCAAUGGAGUUCACUCUUGUCCAGGUAGUGAGCUGGCAAAGCUUGAGAUGCUGGUUCUUCUCCACCAUCUCACCACUACUUACAGGUGGCAAGUUGUGGGAGAAGAAGAUGGGAUCCAGUAUGGUCCCUUUCCAGUGCCUAAACGGGGCUUACCUGUAAAGGUUACCCCCUACAAAAAAUAAACCCCUUUUCUCUUGCUUUAUUAUUUUUUUUUGCUUGUAAAAUUCGUCGUCUUUUCUAAUUGGUCAUGGUUUAUUUGGGUAAAAGUAAAUGUAUGGUGUAUAAGAAAACAAGCAAAAUGAAAGAAAUGUGUCUGCAUUGGUGCAUUUGAAGAUCAAAUCUGUGUGGCUUCCAUCUUGGAUGAAGUAGUUAUCAAUAUUACCAGAUAUUUUCGCUCA